Molecule: messenger RNA, 1235 nt
Organism: Vanessa tameamea
Lineage: Eukaryota; Metazoa; Arthropoda; Insecta; Lepidoptera; Nymphalidae
Exons: 5
Coding region: 108-827 (239 amino acids)
Biological process (GO): regulation of apoptotic process
Source: RefSeq, a predicted model, not a curated record
GUGACAUGACACAAAAUACGCAAGGUCACUUAUGUUUAGCGUUUACACUGUCACUUCUAUUAUUGAGUCGAAGGAAAAAAGUCUUUCAGUGAGACAACUGUGCCAUUAUGGCUUUUGUGCCGCCUCGUGCUGUACCAGCUCGAAGUGUUCAGUCAUUAGAGGAAUACAACACCCCACGAGCUCCCCUCCGGCGUCAGGUAUCCUUAGAUGAAGAGAGACGUGAUGAUUGUCAAGGGCACUGGAGAGGACCGUAUCUGGAAGGAGAAGAGGAGGAAAAGGGUGUACGUCUGUUUAGAGCAAUGCUACUUCAGCACUUGAGACUUGAAGAACUUCGACCGCCGCCAUGUAUGAUAGUCCCCGCGAAUCCUGAUCAAAGAGGUUGGUGGAUGUACUGGAGGGACUGGAGAGCGUUGGAGCGCGCUGCUCGUAGAUUUAGAGAAACAAAGGCUAGGGCUCGGCUGGCAGCGCGGGCUGAACACAUACCUUUAUUAUGCUUAGACGAGGUGCAAUUUGAAGAUAUUAUGCAAGAAUUAUGUCAGGCCUGUGUUCAUAUUGAACAGAGAGCGUUAGUUGUCCUGGCGUUUCUGUGCGAGGUGGUCGCUCGUGCUGUUAGGGUUGGAGGUUGGUGUAGAGCAGCGGAUUGGGCUGCGAGGCAUGUAGCCCAAUGUGCAACUCCCUGGGCUAUUCGACAUGGUGGUUGGAGUGCAGUUGUAGAACGAGCAGGCGGUACGCGUAGAGAAGAGACUCUUCUAGCUGGCGCGGCUCUGGCGGCACUACUCGCGUUCCUUUUGUUCUGCCGCACGCGACUUCGUCACGCUCUGCUUUAAACUUUCUCAUUACUUCCUCAAAAAGGGCGUGGGCAUAGUUUGGAAAGAUUCCCGGAUAAAUUGUUUAUCCAGUGGCGUUAUAUAAACGUGUAUUGGAAAUUGAGUUUCCAAAAAUAAUCUCCAGUAUAAUAUCUUUACAAGCCUUCACGAUGAAUUUAAGAGCUAUUCGACAGGACUUACAUUGAUUAUUGCUUGAUUGUUUUGUAAAUCUUGUACUUAACCAAAGUUUAAAAAUCAUAUAUGUUAAGAUGGAAAUGUGAAACGAUGAAGGCGAAUAGCUUAGAGAUCCGAAGAGAUUGUUACACAUAAGAUUCAUAGAUAGGGCUUAGUUAUUCAAUUGUUUUUAUAAAUGUUUUUGGUUUGAUCCUCAUUUUACAGAUCGUGCAAUAAAGUCCUCAGUAUAUCCAA